This is a messenger RNA of Paramecium pentaurelia, 1061 nucleotides long. NCBI's taxonomy places the organism in Eukaryota, Ciliophora, Oligohymenophorea, Peniculida, Parameciidae. The record is from the annotation of a GenBank genome assembly.
UAUGUUUAUAAUCCCCCUCUUCAUAGAGAUAAUACAUGCAUGUACUAAUACGGCAAACACAGGAUGGACCAACAAUUACUAGAAAAUGUUAAUAACAACUGUCAAUUCCAUAACAAAUGUGGAUAUCACUACUGUCUGUCCUAACAUUGAUCCAGCAAAGGUUCCUGGUUUAACACCCUAUCAAUACUUGAGUUCUAGCAGCUGUCUUGGAUAUUUAGGACCAUUGGGUCCUUAUGGACCCUUAUCUCAACUAGGACCUUUGUCUAAUCCCUUUUGGAACCCAUACAACUUUUUUGGACAAAUCUAAUUGCCUACUAAUUUAUAAUAACUAAUUCAAUGGAGUCAAUAUUAAUAUGGAGCUCCUAUGUCAAAGGAUGGUCCAUUAGGUUAUAAAGGUCCUUUGGCUACAACACAAUAUUAUGGUUAAUAAGAUCCAGGGAAAACCUUAUUUGAUACAAAUGACUUUGCUGUAUAAUUAAGAGCCUUUGGUUUAUGGUCAGCACUUGGUCCCUUAGGACCAUUAGGACCUUUAGGAGCUUUGGGACCAUUAGGACCAAUAGGAGAUCAUGGAUACAGUGUUGAUCUUAAUGGAAAUUAUGUAAAUGGAACAAAAGUAGUGAAGACGGUUACCAUAGAUUAUGAUGGUAGUAGUACAAGAACAUAUCCUUUAUACGAAUUUUAUUAGAGCUAUUAUGCUAAGACAAUUCUAUUAGAUACAUCAUUUUUAGUAGAGAGUGAUGUUUGUUAAAGUGAUGAUACUUAUCAAAUUGGUUCUCUUCCAUUUAAUUAGAUAGUAACAUUUGUUUUGACACCACUUUUGGGUUUAGAUUCAUAUUCUUUGAUUUUAUAGGAUCAAUAUGGUAAAGUGAUAGCUUAAUCUAAUGUUGAUAAUUACAUUCAAACUAUUUAAUUGAAUGUGAAAAUGAAUACUAAACUUACUAUAAUAGUUCAUCCAAUAUAUCUAUCUACAACAAUUGGAUCAUAUAGACUAUUCGUAACAGGAUCAACAUAAUACAUUACUCAGUAUAAUAUAUCUGGAAAUCAAAUUUUAUCUAAUUGAU